This is a messenger RNA of Pipistrellus nathusii (Nathusius's pipistrelle), 1233 nucleotides long. Lineage: Eukaryota; Metazoa; Chordata; Mammalia; Chiroptera; Vespertilionidae. The record is from the annotation of a GenBank genome assembly.
AUGGCAGGCGCCUGCGACAGGCCCCCCAACUUCCUCUCCCCUCCCGGAAGCCAGGCCCUGGCGCCUGCGCUGGGCAGCGCGGUCACUCUGAACUGCACGGCCUGGGUGGUCCCCGCGCCCCUCUGCCCGCUGCUCCUGGUCCAGUGGCUGAAGGACGGGCUGCCGCUGGGCAAUGGCAGCCACUAUGAGCUCCGUGAGGACUCCUGGGUCCAGGCCAACCGGUCAGAGGUGCUUGUGUCCAGUGUCCUGGGGGUCAACCUGACCAGUGCUGAGGACUACGGAGCCUUCACCUGCUGCAUCCAGAACGUCAGCUCCGCUUCCUUCACUCUCUGGAGGGCUGCCCCCGCAGGCCACUUGGCCGCCGUGCUGGCCGCCCUGCUGGUCCUGCUGGCCCUGCUGCUGGCCGCCCUGCUCUACCUGAAGUGCCGCCUGGACGUGCAGCUCUGGUACCAGAACGCCUACGGGGAGGUGGAGGUGAACGACGGGAAGCUGUACGACGCCUACGUCUCCUAUAGCGACAGCCCCGACGACCGCAAGUUUGUGAACUUCAUCCUGAAGCCGCAGCUGGAGCGCUGCCGGGGCUACAAGCUCUUCCUGGACGACCGCGACCUCCUGCCGCGGGCAGAGCCCUCGGCCGACCUCCUGGUGAACCUGAGCCGCUGCAGGCGCCUCAUCGUGGUGCUGUCAGACGCCUUCCUGGGGCGGCCCUGGUGCAGCCACAGCUUCCGGGAGGGCCUGUGCCGGCUGCUGGAGCUCACGCGCAGGCCCAUCUUCAUCACCUUCGAUGGCCCGCGGCGCGACCCCGCGCACCCCGCGCUGCACCUGCUGCACCAGCACCGCCACCUGGUGACCCUGCUGCGCUGGCGGCCCGGCUCCGUGACGCCGUCCUCGGACUUUUGGAAGGAGCUGCAGCUGGCGCUGCCGCGGAAGGUGCAGUACCGGGCGAUGGAGGGGGACCCCCAGACGCGGCUGCAGGAUGACAAGGACCCCAUGCUCAUCGUGCGGGGCCACGUCCCCGAGGGCCAGACCCUGGACCCCGAGCUGGACCCCGACCCCGAGGGGGACCUGGGUGUCCGCGGGCCGGUCUUUGGGGAGCCGUCGGCGCCGCCGCACCCCAGCCGGGCCUCGCUGGGAGAGGGCCGGGGCAGCGAGGUGGACGUCUCGGACCUCGGCUCCCGGAACUACGGCGCCCGCACAGACUUCUACUGCCUGGUGUCCGAGGAGGACAUGUAG